Molecule: messenger RNA, 2075 nt
Organism: Anopheles stephensi (Asian malaria mosquito)
Lineage: Eukaryota; Metazoa; Arthropoda; Insecta; Diptera; Culicidae
Product: 4-coumarate--CoA ligase 1-like
Exons: 2
Coding region: 75-1691 (538 amino acids)
Biological process (GO): long-chain fatty acid metabolic process; fatty-acyl-CoA biosynthetic process
Molecular function (GO): long-chain fatty acid-CoA ligase activity
Source: RefSeq, a predicted model, not a curated record
UGAGCAAGGGUCGACCGAAACGCACUCUUGCUAGUGUGUUGUGAACCGUGGCCACGCAUAGAACCUGCCAAGGUAUGAGUACCGACGAGAAAUACGUCUUCUACGGUGGAUCGCUAGAGGAACCGAUCGAGGCAGGCUGUAAUUCGCUCGGCGAACUGAUCAUCAAACGUCUCAAGGAGAACGGAGAAGGCGUUGCAUUUAUCGAUGGCGUUACGGAUGAAAAGUUUACGUACGCCGAUGUACUGGAACGGUCCGUGCGGCUGGCGAACCGGUUCCACCGGCUGGGCAUCAAGAAAGACACCGUGGUGGCGGUAAUGUGCGAGAACCGUAUCGAGAUGCCGAUCGUGACGUUUGCCGCGACGUACCUGCAAGCGAUCCCGAUUCUUCUCAACCCCGGCUACACCGCUACCGAGCUGGCGCAUGUGCUGAAGUACACCCAGCCGCGUGCCAUCUUCGCAUCGCCCCUCGCUAUGGCCACACUGCAACCACUGCUCCGGACCGUGCCGUGCAUCAAGCUAACCGUACUGUUCGGUGACAAGAAACCGAACGCGAAGGUAACGCUGUUCCGCGAACUGUUCGAUCGCAACCGGGCCCAGUACAUUAGCUUCACACCGCAACCGGCCAAGCUGGGUGAUCAGGUGGGCCUGAUGGUGCUAUCGUCCGGUACGACCGGUCUUCCGAAGGCGGUCCAGCUAACGCACCACAACAUCAUGUGCGUGCUGGCGUACAUGCGCGAAAACGCGAACGUCAUCCCGUUCGAACAGAUCGGUCUGGGGUUAUUGCCCUUUUUCCACGUGUACGGCUACAUGGUGCUGAUGCACUCGCUGCUCAACAAGCGAUUGCUGGUAGCGUUGCCCCGCUUCGAACCGACGCUGUUCCUUUCCACGAUCCAGAAGUACCGCGUCACGGUUGCAUCCCUUGCACCCCCGCUGAUGGUUUUCCUCGCCAAACAUCCGCUCGUCGACAAGUACGAUCUGAGUUCGCUCGUUUUUCUGGGCUGUGGAGCGGCACCGCUUAGCAAAGAGCUCGAGCUGGCCGUCAUGAAGCGGCUCCCGAACCUGCAGAUGAUACUGGUCGGGUAUGGGUUGAGUGAGACUUCGCUCGGUGUCACGACCCGAGCCUCGGACGUGCACGGCAGUGUGGGCAAGGUGAACAAGCUAAGCUGGCUCAAGGUGGUCGAUGUGGAGACGGGCCGUACACUCGGUCCCAAUCAGACGGGUGAAAUCUGCGUCAAGGGUCCGCUCGUGAUGAAGGGCUACCUUAACAAUGAUCGUGAAACGCGCGCCAUGUUUGAUCGUGACGGGUGGCUACAUACCGGUGACACCGGUUACUUCGAUGAGGACGAAAACUUUUACAUUGUCGAUCGCAUUAAGGAUCUCAUCAAGUACAAGGGAUUCCAAGUGCCACCGGCCGAGGUGGAAGCUGUUCUGCUAACCCAUCCCAGCAUUAAAGAUUGUGCCGUUGUGGGACGUCCGGAUGUGUCGGCCGGACAGUUGCCGGUAGCGUUCGUGGUGUUACAACCCGGUGCCAACCUUACCGAAGCGGAGGUGAAACAGUACGUGGCCGAGCGGCUGUCCAAGCAGAAGCAACUUCACGGCGGUGUGCGUUUCGUGCACGAAAUACCGAAAACGGCCAGUGGGAAAAUUUUACGACGCGAACUCGCCGCACUGUUCCCCAAGGCGAAGCUCUAAAUCAAGCGAAAGUGGUGCGUCAUGCUGAUAAAAAGUGGAUCAUAAUCGUAAGCGUAGGUCAAUAAAUGCGGGAGGCAAAUAAACGAUUGUUUUGCCUCGUGGUAUCACUGCCACGAUAAGGAACCGUCCGCUUGGUGUCACUGUUAUUAAAUAGCAUGGCGUGGCGUGUGUGUGAUAACGCAUUACUGCUGGUUCAUUGGACGAAUUUUGGGCCAGUUUCAUGUGAGAGUCUCCAGCAUAUUAAUUGAGUGGAAAAAAAUUAGGACAAAAAGACUGUAGUCGAGAUUCAUCAAGCGUAUUAAAUUUAGAUUUAGAAAUAGUUUACCCCACGUUGCGUAGAUUGGACUAUUGUUGGAAAUAAAAACCUGGACCUGUUUAAAUUCA